AUGCGCGCCUCCUGCAAGCUCGCCGCCCAGGUCCUGCAGCACGCCGGCUCCCUGGUGCGGCCCGGCGUCACCACGGACGAGAUCGACGCCGCGGUGCACGCGAUGGUGAUCGCCGCGGGCGCCUAUCCGAGCCCCCUGAACUAUGGGAAGUUCCCCAAGAGCGUCUGCACCAGCGUCAACGAAUGCCUCUGCCACGGCAUCCCAGACAGCAGGCCGCUCAAGGACGGUGACAUCAUCAACAUCGACGUCACUGUUUACCUCAAUGGCUACCAUGGUGACACCAGCGCCAUGUUCUAUAUCUGCGGCCCCGACGUGCCGGUGCGCAAGAUCGGUGAGGCUGUGCAGGAGGUGGCCAAACGCCACAAGUUCCAGGUGUCCAAGGACUUCAUCGGCCACGGGGUGGGCAAGGUGUUCCACGCGCGGCCGCACGUGCAGCACGUGCGCAAUCUGGACAUGGACAAGAUGCAGCUCAACUCUACGUUCACGAUCGAGCCGAUCCUGGUGGAGGGCAGCCCCAAGAUGGUGGAGUGGAAGGACAACUGGACAGUGGUGACAGCGGACGGCGGCCUGGCGGCGCAGAUGGAGCACACGCUGCUCAUCACGCCCAACGGCGCCGAGGUGCUCACGGUCACGUGA
This is a messenger RNA of Monoraphidium neglectum, 636 nucleotides long. RefSeq names its product methionyl aminopeptidase. The record is from RefSeq and is a predicted model, not a curated record. The coding region runs from base 1 to 636 and encodes 211 amino acids. The transcript is spliced from 4 exons. Gene Ontology annotation, biological process: proteolysis. NCBI's taxonomy places the organism in Eukaryota, Viridiplantae, Chlorophyta, Chlorophyceae, Sphaeropleales, Selenastraceae. Gene Ontology annotation, molecular function: metalloaminopeptidase activity.